Molecule: messenger RNA, 2057 nt
Organism: Exophiala oligosperma
Lineage: Eukaryota; Fungi; Ascomycota; Eurotiomycetes; Chaetothyriales; Herpotrichiellaceae
Exons: 5
Coding region: 236-1960 (574 amino acids)
Biological process (GO): proteolysis
Cellular component (GO): fungal-type vacuole
Molecular function (GO): serine-type carboxypeptidase activity
Source: RefSeq, a predicted model, not a curated record
AACGUGGGAACAUGCCGAUUGAUCUUGGACAUUUUUUGUCCUACAUAAACAGCUCGCGUGCAUGCUCGUUCCCGCUCUUUCUUGCGUUUUCUCUAGAGAUGCAGCAUUCCCUUGGCUCUGUUGACACCAGUGCUUACGGUGUGAGUGAAAAGAAGAUCUCUCUUUGGCCUUUCACAUCGGAUUGUCAGCGUUCAUCCUGAGAGUGAGAACACGAACUUCCACUACGAAGAUCAACAUGCUUCUCCCACUUGUUGGUGUCCUCGCGGCCGGCGUGGCUGCAGUCCCCGGUCCUGUGGUGCAUAAUGGUCGAGGCAUGGGACCUAAACUCCAAGUCUCACCGCGACAACUCCCUGCAGAGCCUACCGACGUCCAGACCAUCAUCAGUCCCAGCGGUGCCAACAUCACCUACAAAGAGCCUGGGAAAGAAGGAGUCUGUGAGACCACUCCCGGUGUCAACUCCUAUGCCGGGUUCAUCAACCUCGGCGAGAAUGUUCACAGCUUUUUCUGGUUCUUUGAAUCAAGAAAUGAUCCUGCAAAUGAUCCUAUCACCCUCUGGCUGAAUGGCGGUCCUGGCAGUGACUCUCUUAUUGGCUUGUUCCAAGAACACGGACCGUGCAACGUCACUGAAGAUCUCAUGACGCAGCUAAACCCACAUUCCUGGAACGAGGCUUCCAAUAUGAUAUAUCUCAGUCAGCCUCUCGGUGUUGGUUUCUCAUACGGGUCCAAGGCACCGGGAUCAUUGGACAUUUUUGGAGGGUUCCUGAAUGCGUCUCAAGCAAACGUCACCGGAAGAUAUCCAGUCAUCAAUAUCACUGAGAUCGAUACAACUCAGCUAGCCGCUGUGGCUGCAUGGGAAGUGUUGCAAGGAUUCUACUCGGCAUUGCCCCAGCUUGACUCCAAGGUCCAAUCUACCAAGUUCAAUCUAUGGACCGAAUCUUACGGAGGACACUAUGGCCCAGCAUUCUUCAACUAUUUCCAGCAGCAAAACCAGGCCAUCCAGAACGGCACCCAGACGGGCAAGUAUUUCGAAUUUGUCAACCUAGGCAUCAUCAAUGGCAUCAUCUCCGAAUAUGUUCAAGCUCCAUACUAUCCCAAAUUUGCUGUCGAAAACACCUACGGCAUUCAACUUGUCAACCAGACCGUGCACGAUUAUAUGGAGUUUGCCUGUUACAUGUCCAACGGGUGUCUAGACCAGAUCUCAUUCUGUGCCGAGGCCGACACCACCACGCUCAUUGGACAGGCAGUCUGUAGUGAGGCUCAAUCCAUGUGUCGUGACAACGUCGAAUCUCCUUACUACUCGUACGGCGAUCGAGGUGUCUAUGACAUCCGUCACCCCUACAACGACACCACCCCACCGACAUACUUUCUCGAUUACCUCAACCAAGCUUCCGUCCAGAACGCGUUGGGGGUCGACACCAACUACACGGCCGACGCGAACAACGAGGUAUACUAUGCCUUCCAACAGACUGGAGAUUUUGUUUUUAUCAACAUCCUGGAGGACUUGGAAACGAUCAUCAACAGUUCCUCUGUCCGCGUGACCCUCGCGUACGGUGACGCAGACUACAUUUGCAACUGGUUCGGCGGUGAGGCCGUCUCGCUUGCCGCGCAGUGGCCACACGCUGCCGAGUUCGCCGCUUCCGGGUACACGCCUUUCGUCGUUGAUGGUGUCGAGUACGGUGAGACUCGUGAGUAUGGCAACUUCUCCUUCACUCGAGUUUACGAGUCUGGUCAUGAAGUUCCAUACUACCAACCCGUCGCCGCUUUGGCACUCUUUGAACGUGCCAUCAAUGGUAUGGACAUUGCCACUGGCACCAAACCUGUCGAUGGUACCAACGGUGGUACGACCGGUGACCCUACGGCCACACACACUGAAUCAUCCGUGGCUCUACCUAGUUCCACUUCCGCGCCAAGUUCAAGUGCAGCAGUAGUUUUACCAAAGUUCAGAAGGUGGGAAUCUUGAUGCGCGGGGAAGCAACCAAAGGAGGAAGAUGUGACAUGGUGAUGGAUGUUGCUCUGAAUAAUUAAUGAAUAAUGGUAUUUAUCGUGUUUGAUCAAAA